Molecule: messenger RNA, 3741 nt
Organism: Peromyscus maniculatus bairdii (prairie deer mouse)
Lineage: Eukaryota; Metazoa; Chordata; Mammalia; Rodentia; Cricetidae
Gene: Ccdc38
Product: coiled-coil domain containing 38
Cellular component (GO): centrosome
Source: RefSeq, a predicted model, not a curated record
CGGAGGGCUGCGGGUGCCGCGCACUGUUCGGUUGGUCAGCUCGACUCUAGGGUCCUGCUACCAGGCGGUCCCCAGGAUGAAGCGGACCUGGGGCAGGGAAGGAUGGAGCUGAGACGCGGGGUCUCGAUUUGGUGCCACUGUCUGCUUUGCCCCUACCGCCUUCCUGAAGGAUAGGUCUCGACUGUGGUCCAAACUCCUUGAGGUUGGAGAGAUGGAUCAGUCAAUAAAGGAUAGAAUCCAAGAUGACGCGAUCAAAAAAGAACGACCCUACAAGAUCUUUUUCAAAGAUCUCUUCCUAUUCAAAGAAAAUGAAAUGGCUGCAAAGAAAAAGGAAAGACUCAUGAACCGCAGCAUGAAAAUCUACCAAAAGACUACGUUUUCAUCUCGGAUGAAGAGUCGCUCACACCUCGGCCAGCUGACUUUUUAUGCUGAGGCAGGUGGCGGCUCCUACGAAAGUCUGGGUUUGGAUCCCACUCUUAUUUUGAGACUGACAGAAGGCGCGGACAGAAAGAGGACUUUGCACGAGUUUAUUAAUGACCAGAGAGACAGAUUUCUACUUGAGUAUGCAGUCUCAACCAAGAAAAACACAAUUCAAAGGUUUGAAAAACUCAUAGCCGGGAAAGAAAAUCAACUCAGAAAAGCCGAGCAAAAGCUCCAAGCUGACGCAAUAUCCUUUGAAGAGUUCCUUCGAGAAAAUGACCAGAGAUCUGUAGAUGCUCUUAAAAUGGCAGCCCAAGAAACAAUCAACAAACUCCAAAUGACAUCAGAGCUCAAGAAAGCAAGCAUGGAAGUCCAAGCCAUAAAGAGUGAAAUAGCAAAAACCGAAUUCCUCCUCAAGGAGUACAUAAAAUAUGGAUUUUUCCUGCUGAAGUUGUCUCCGAAACACUGGCAAUUGCAGCAAUCACAAAAAAGAGCCCAGGCAGCAAAGAGUACCCCCAUUCUCCCAAGACUCUUAGAAAGAUUCUCGAUAAGUUCAAGUAAAAGAGACAGCAGCGUUGACCCGGACCGACUACCUUUUUUGGAAGAACACAGUUCAAGAAAAGGGAGCCAAGGAAGGGGACACAGGAGAUCUACUCUCGGCCCAGACACCAGGAGGAACUCCAUGUUCAAUCCACCUGAAAGCCUAACCUCGGAGGACAGUUUGGAGCUCUUUCUGGAUGACGAGACACUGGAAUUUGAUCUGAUACCGGAGAUUUACUUCAACGAGCCAGAAGAGUUGCUCUGGGUCCUCAAAGAGCUAGAGGAACAGAAUCUCACCUUGGUCCAAUAUUCCCAAGACGUGGAUGAGAAUCUCGAAGAUGUCAACAAGAGAGAGAAAUGUAUACAGGAUAAGAUAAACAACAACAUUGAGUUCCUGAUGGAACACAAGGAGAUGCUUAAGGCGAACUGUGAGCGGGAGGAGGAAAAGGCAGCGGAGCUGGAGCUGAGGUCCAGGCUCUUCAGUUUUGGAGAAUUCAAUUCGGAGGCUCAGGAAAAGCUGAUAGACUCACUUAGUAAAAAGAUUAACCAAGUAUACAAAGUCUGCAUCGGAGAUGCUGAGGUUGGCAGCCUGAAUGCAGUUCAAAAACUCGUGAAAGUAGAGUCUCGCCUGGUGGAACUGAGUGACCUCAUUGAGUCUGUCCCCAAAGAAAACGUGGAAGCCAUCAAAAGGAUCAAACAGAAGGAACGGCGGCAAAAGUUGCGUGAAGAGAAGGUGAAAGAAAAGCAGAAGUACCAGGAGGAGCGGCUCAAAGCUGCUCUGGAGAGAGCAGUAGCACAACCCAAGAAGAAGCUGGGAAGACGACUGGUCUACCGUUCGAAACCUCCAUCUGCUAGCAAACAGGAGCUCCUUUUAGUCAGUGAUACAAGAACAAAGUCACUGGAGGAAGAGUAUUUCUUUAGCUGAACAGGAGCAUGGAGAAAUUGAAUUAGCAAACGUUCUAUGCGAAUGUUGGCGUUCAGUGAUGCAAUACUGUCCUAACAAAUUCCAGGAAGCAGACCUUUCUCCUGAAAUUUGUAGGAGUAGGAAUGGCAAUUGUUUUCUUCUGCUAGAACUAUUACUCACUGGUAUCAUUCCAUUGUAUUUUAAGAUGUCCCCUUUGGAUACACACAUCCAAAGUCUACUCAUUGAUAUAAUUACACGAAGCAUGACUUAGAGCAGAAUGGCCUCCCUCAAAGCAUGAGAAUUUUAAUCAUAUUUCUAAAGCAAUAAGGAAAUUCAUGGCUAUGAAUAUACAUUCUAACAAUGUACUAUUCUUAGAACUGGACAGGUUUAAAAAGUACAAACUAUAGACUAUGGUCUCAGAUCAUGAGACUGGUAAUUUCACGUUAAGCCCGGAAAACCUUCCAGAAAACUUCAUUAAGUGAACAAACCACACUCCUUUAGCCUCAAUGUCAGUUUGUAUUAUGUUCUAUCUCCAUAAUAUUCAAUUUUCAUGUUUUGACUUAGCUACAAUAUGUUAUUUAGUCUAUGUUGAUAUAGAAAUAAUUUGUUAAUACAAUAUAUAUAAAUACUAAGAAAAUGUUUAACUUUAUGCAUGUUAGAAGUGGUUUGAAAACCUUAACAGCUACUUUUAAAAGGUCUCAGUUAAUAAAAUUACAAUGGCCGAAACUCACCCUCAGAAAAAUUCUAAAGCAUAAACUUAUUUAUUCUUCAUAGAAAAAAAUGAAAACAGUGGGCUUAUAAAAGUCACCUUAAACAAAACUGGGUGGUUUUUUAAGCAUCACUAGUUCUAUGAAUUAUCCAUCCACUGUUUUAACAUUUGUGUUUUGCAUAUGAAUGUCUGCAUAUAAAUAGUUCACAAGUCAAGUUGGAAAAAAAACAAAUUUUUAUUGUAUAGAAAUACAUAAUAUAUAUAUAAAAAAAAAACCCGAAGAUGCUAUUCUCUCAUUUCCCCAUCUUCCUCUUCUUCUUCAACACCUCUGAUGUAAAGGACAUUAUUACACCUGUAAACAGAAAAAGUGGUCUAUUUUCAUGUUUCACUCCAACAUGCAUGAUCAUCACUGCUGUUUUCAGACUGGAACUGAACCUACAGCUCCACCCUCCUCUGUUGGGGCUACCCAGGUGUGUAAAAGCACACGGCAGGCACAUGUUUCCACCACUGUCAUCACACUUCUACAACCUAUCAGAAUAUAGGUGGUUGCUCACACUGGAAAAUGAAUACAACAGAAAUCCUUAGCAGCUAGACUCAACUAAAAUCCAAAUCCAAGGUCUGUAACCCAGGACACUGAAACAGGUUACAGCUAAGGGCCAGGAAAUGUAAUCAAUAGCAUAAAAACCUUGAUGAACUGAAAUCUCCCAAUGAAUUAGUAAUUUCAAAGGCUUCUGAAGUCUAGAUGUUGAAUACUGUUAAAUCUUUUGCCUUUUUUUCUUUAGUCCUUCAGUUUGGGGAUUACUUUAAUUUAUUUAAGCAGACUGUUUCUGAGGUUCACCAGUAACUCCUCACACACAAAUGCGCUUAUUACCUUAUUAGAACUUCACCCAGAUGUCCAGACAAUGCACCAUCUAUAUAUUCUUCUGUAUUUGCAAGCUUUAGAUAGAAAGAAAAAUGUUAGUAUGAUUGCACAAGAAGAAAACAGGGUAGCAUCCCUACUCCUGCUGAGAGCACAUUAACUGAGACCAUUUGACACCAACUCGGACUGUAUCUGUAAUUAGUAAGUAGAAGAUUAGCUUUCUAUUACUCUUGUAUCUCUGGAUCUUCUGUAUUAAGACAUGCAUGGUACAAAACUAAUAUAUAAUAAAGCUUAUUUCAAAGUCGUUAA